Papaver somniferum (opium poppy) is the source of this 2325-nucleotide messenger RNA. Its product is annotated as BRCA1-associated RING domain protein 1-like. Gene Ontology annotation, biological process: double-strand break repair via homologous recombination; positive regulation of transcription by RNA polymerase II; negative regulation of fatty acid biosynthetic process. Gene Ontology annotation, cellular component: plasma membrane; BRCA1-A complex; BRCA1-BARD1 complex. Lineage: Eukaryota; Viridiplantae; Streptophyta; Magnoliopsida; Ranunculales; Papaveraceae. Gene Ontology annotation, molecular function: ubiquitin-protein transferase activity. The transcript is spliced from 13 exons. The record is from RefSeq and is a predicted model, not a curated record. The coding region runs from base 220 to 2196 and encodes 658 amino acids.
CCGUUUCUCACAGAUCUGUACAUAAAAAAGUACAGUAUCUUUUUCAUUUCAAAUUUCAAUUUGCAAAUAUUCAAGAUUCAGUAUUCAAUUUUCAUUUCCCGGGCUUUCGAAAAUAGAGUUCAUUAAUAAACCCUUCAGAGGAACCCAUCCAAGCUCUAUUCUUCUUCAUUUUCCCCUCUGUCUCUCUAAACUGUUACUCUGCAGCCACAAAGGACGUCGAUGGCAGAUUCUGCUAGUGGGAAUCUCAAUCGGUUUCUAAAUCCAUGGGUUCUUCACUUCCAAAAACUGGGUUUAGAACUCAAAUGUCCCUUAUGCUUAGAUCUCCUCAACAAACCAAUUUUACUUCCAUGCCAGCAUAUUUUCUGCAGUUCUUGUAUUUCAAAUUCUUCACAGUUCAGGCAAAAUUGCUUCGUCUGCCAAUCGCCUUACGCAGAUCUAGAUCUAAGGUCAGCUGCUCACAUGGAAAACAUUGUCAAUAUCUACAAAAAUAUGGAUGCGGCGUUUAGCACAAGUCGCUCGCAAUCCUGUUCUCAGUCUCAUACUUCUGAUGGAAAGGAUCCUAUGACUCAAAGCCUUGAUUCAGCUAAUACAGUUGCUAAGAUGCAGAAGGCUGUAAAGGAGACAUUUCCAAACAAACAAGUUCAAAAUCCUUUGUGCCAAACUGAAAAUGUUGGACCAUUGGUAUCUGGAUUUAAAAGGAAAAAUAGUGUGACCAAAAUUGGUCAACAUACGUUACCUGAUAGCCCUCCAUCCUUUGGUGUUUCUAAGGAUUCGGAUGAUGAUAGUAGUGGUCAUGGCGGUCAAAAUGGUGCUGUGAGAUUACAAACGAUGGACAAAACAGCAGAAGAAUUAGAAAAUCAAGCAAAUUGUGACAGAGAAACAAAGAAGCAAAAGUUGGAGUCCAAGUCUUAUAAUGUGUCUGCUAAUGGGAUGAAUCCUAAGCCAGGGUACUCUGAUUCAGAUGGUGGAUGUAAAUUAGAAGGAACCCUUUUUGGUGCACAACAAGCUAGUACUUCAGUCUGUCUGGAUGACAACUCAGCUUUUGUCUGUGCAUUUUGCCAAAGCUCAAAAAUAUCAGAGGGUUCUGGAUCCAUGCUACACAUUGCCAGUGGAGAAGAAGUAGUAGGGGAUGAGGCAUCACAACCAGAUGUGAUACAUGUUCACCGGAAAUGCAUUGACUGGGCACCUCAAGUGUAUUAUGUUGGAGAGACUGUAAAGAACUUGGAACUGGAGCUCACAAGAGGUUCAAAGCUCAAAUGUAGCUGUUGUGGGCUGAAGGGUGCAGCUCUUGGCUGCUUUAUACGUUCCUGCAGGAAUACGUAUCAUGUUCCUUGUGCAUUUGCCUUUCCAGGUUGCCGGUGGGAUGAUGAAGGCCAUCAAAUGCUAUGUCCCAGUCAUUCUCAUAAUAAGUUUCCACAUGAGAAAACCAAGAAGGGAAAGAAGCUAACGAAAAACAAUACUUCAACUGUUCAAAGGGAAAAUGGGCAAACAAAGGUUUGGGCUGCAUCAGCUGCUGCCACUAGUAAAUUGACUCUCUGCGGGUCUUCCCUUUCAGUCGAAGAGAAGAAUCUAUUGGCCAACUUUGCUAGAAUAUCUGGCACAACCAUUUCCAAAAAUUGGAAGCCAAAUGUGACCCAUGUGAUUGCAUCCACUGAUGAGAGGGGUGCUUGCAGCCGCACUUUAAAAUUCCUCAUGGCCAUUUUAGAUGGAAAAUGGGUUCUCAAAAUGGAUUGGAUUAAAGCAUGUAUAGAAGCAAUGGACUUAGUUGAUGAAGAACCUUAUGAAGUUGGACUUGAUAUUCAUGGAUGUGUGGAUGGGCCCCGAAAUGGUAGAUUGCGAGUUAGUGAAGGGGUGGCAAAACUCUUCAGUGGCCUGCGCUUCUAUUUCAGUGGUGAAUUUGUUCCAUCGUACAAAGAAUCCCUUCAAGAACUGGUUUUAGCUGCGGGAGCUACUGUAUUGACAAAGAACUCUUUAGUUUCAGGGAUUAGUAAUGAAGGAGAACGUUCUUUGAAGACUUUGGUUGUUUAUAGUCUUGAUCUCCCUCCAAACCUUGAAUCAGAGGAAGCAUCUUUUUUGAUUAUUGAGGAAAGGCUCAGAGAAGCAGAAGCUCUUGCUGAACAGUUUGGAACCUUGGUUAUUGGUCAUACAUGGAUAUUGGAAUCAAUAGCAGCUUCUAAGUUGGAGGCAGUUGCUUAACGAAAAGGGGACUUGAGAUGGUAGGGUAGAGAGGAUACCGUUAGAAGUCGAAAUCUCUUGUUUUUUACUUUUAUUAUCUGCGCAAUCAUAAAAAUAUGGUAGUUUGCAUUUUGUACGUUUUUGUAACGU